AUGCUAUUAGUCCGCAGUCGUAUACUCGAGCGCUGUCGAAAGGCGUCAACUUCCCUACCGACCUCCAGCUACCAUGUGCCACGACCUCUCGCCGCACAACACCAGGAAGGCACCCGCUACUCACUCGCCACGAUUCAGACCGCCACUGCACCCCGCAUCUCCAUCUCACGACCGUACCACUCGCAGACACACCUCUGGCCACGCAUAAGAACGAUUGCGAGCCAGGCAUCAGCAUCUGUCCAGCCUCCGUCAUCACUAAUUCCAGGCAUGAGGAUUCUGUGCGUGGCCGAAAAGCCCUCCAUCGCUAAGAGCAUCGCCAACAUCCUGGCCCGCGGCCACCCCUCGAACAGACCAGGCAAAGACAAGUUUUGCCGAAACUAUGACUUCCAAUACAAGAUGCCCGGCGUGCAGGGCAUGGUCGACAUGACCAUGACCUCGGUCCGCGGCCACCUCACCAGCUCCGACUUUGGCCCGGCUCACAAGGCCUGGUUCUCCUGCUCGCCUGCGGAUCUCUUCCAAGCGCCCAUCGUCACCGACAUCAGCGACGACGCAAAGUCCAUCGGUGUUAAUCUACGCAUGGAGGCUCGCAAUGCGGACGCAGUCAUGAUCUGGACCGAUUGCGAUCGCGAAGGCGAGCACAUUGGAAGCGAGAUUAUCAACGAGAUCCGCAAGGUCCGCCGCAACAUCCGCGUCAUGCGCGCCCGCUUCUCCGCCAUCAUAGACUCGCAGAUCCACGCAGCUUGUCAGAACACCGUCGAACUUGACUGGAGAGCUGCGGACGCGGUCGAGUCCCGCAUCCAGCUCGACCUCCGCAUCGGCGCCGCCUUCACGCGGAUGCAGACGUUGGCGCUACAGAACCGCAUUCCCGCACUCAACGAGGGGCGGCAAGUCAUCAGCUACGGGCCCUGUCAGUUUCCGACCCUCGGCUUCGUAGUCGACAGAUACAAGAAAGUCGUCCACUUUGUGCCCGAACCGUUCUGGCUGUUACAAGUACAAAAGACGCGGAGCAUGUCCGGAGGCGACCCCUCGCCAGAUGAUCCGCCAGACGAGAUCCGCAAGGUGGUCUUCAACUGGGAUCGGGUGCACUUGUUCGACAAACGCGCCGUUCAGGUCUUCCGCGAUCUCUGCCGAGCCAACCCGGACGCCACCGUCGAAACCGUCACCAACAAGCAGACGAAGAAGUGGAAGCCGUAUCCGCUCACCACGGUCGAGCUUCAAAAGUCGGGAUCGCGUCUCCUGCGACUCGCACCCAAGCGCAUCCUCGACGUGGCCGAAUCGCUCUAUCAGAAGGGCUUCUUGUCGUAUCCAAGAACAGAGACGGAUCAAUACGACAAGGACUUUGACUUUACCAGCCUCAUCGCCAAGCAGACGGCCGAUGGUGCGUGGGGCAACAUUGCACAGCGUCUGCUGGACGGGGCCUUCGAGCGUCCUCGCCAAGGCAAGCAGAACGACAAAGCACAUCCACCGAUCCAUCCGACCUCGCACGCCAACAGUCUAACCGGAGACGACAAGCGCGUGUACGACUACGUGACCCGCCGCUUCCUCGGCAGCUGUUGGAGCGACGCCAUCGGCUCGCAGACCACGGUGGCCAUCGACAUUGCCGGCGAAAAGUUCCACGCUUCUGGACUCACCAUCCUCCAGCGCAACUACCUCGAGGUCUUCACCUACGACAAGUGGGAAGGCAAUCUCCUGCCGCCGUUUGUCCAAGGCGAGACGUUCCGCCCCACUCGACUCGAGAUGAAGGAAGGCUCCACGUCACCGCCGAAGCUGCUCACCGAGGCCGAUCUGGUCAAUCUCAUGGACAAGAACGGCAUCGGCACCGACGCCACCAUCGCCGAGCACAUCGCCAAGGUCGUUGAGCGUCGCUACGUGAUGCAGGUCAAGGAGGGCAAAGUCACCUACCUGGUCCCUUCGACCCUCGGCAUCGGCCUCGUCGAGGGCUACAAUCAGCUCAACCUCGAAAAGUCGCUCACCAAGCCGCUGCUGCGUCGCGAGACCGAGUUCCGCAUGUCGCUCAUCUGUGCUGGCCAGCGCACGAAAGCAGACACCGUGUCGGAAAGCAUCGAGGAGUAUCGGCAGGUGUUUGCACUCACGAACCGACAAUUCGAUGGCAUCGCCGCGACGGUGCUUCAGUAUCUGACCGACCCGAAUGCUGGGCAUGAAGCACGCGCAGUGGAGCUCCUGGACAGGGAGGAGGGCGAUGAGGACGGUCUUCCUGAUGAUGACAGCGAUGCAGAUAGCGACGGCGGGUUCGGCGGACCGGGAGACGGUGGCAACGGUGGCGCUCCUGCGCGUGGGCGUGGUCGCGGAAGAGCGACUGUCGCCGCUCGGGGCACUCGGGGCGCUCGUGGUGGUCGAGGUGGCGCAGCGGCAGCAGCGGCAGCAGCACGGCCGACGAGGCAACCCGAUCCACGAAACGACACCGACGAGGAAAAGAAUACCUUGUCCCCCCCACCACCACCACCAGCUCGCAUCGCUGCCCCAUCUCGCACAUUCAACGGAUCCGCUAACGAGGCGAGCGGCUCAAAGCAAUGUCUCUGCGGCGAGACCGCCGCCGAGCGAGCCACCAACAAACCAGGUCCGAACCAAGGCCGUCGCUUCUUCGCAUGCGCCAAGCCGAUGGGUGCACCUGACAAGUGCGACUUUUUCGACUGGGCCGACGCGCCUUCUGGCAGCAGCAGUACCAGAAGCACAACGACGACCACGAUUCCAGCAAAGCGAAACCAUCCUCCGGAGGGCGACUCGGACGGCUGGUCCUCCAACAUGCGCAAGACCGCCCCGGGCCCCAAACGAUGCAACUGCAGCCUGCAAGCCGAGUGCAAGGUGUCGAAUAGCGGAGCGAACGCAGGACGGUCGUACUGGACGUGUGGGCGGUCGGCUGCGCACUUGCGCUGCAAGUACUUUGAAUGGGCCGAUGAAGGCGGCGCCUCGGCCAACACUGGGUAUGGUGGAUCGUCGAAUGGAGGCAAUAGCAAUGCCGGAGGAGGCGGCAGCGGCGGGGCUAGCGGCGGAUGCUUCCGAUGCGGACAAGAGGGUCACUGGGCCUCGGACUGCCCGAAUCCACAGCAGGUAUUCUCGAACGCCAGUAGCAGCAGCAGAGGUUCAAGCAGAGGAAGCAGUCGAGGCAAGACCAGAGGGAGGGGUAAGGGUGGCUCGAAAGGUGGCGGGAAGGACGACGGCUGCUUUCGCUGCGGCAAGAAGGGCCAUUGGUCAAGCGAUUGCCCAGGCACCUGA
Molecule: messenger RNA, 3234 nt
Organism: Kalmanozyma brasiliensis GHG001
Lineage: Eukaryota; Fungi; Basidiomycota; Ustilaginomycetes; Ustilaginales
Product: Zinc finger, CCHC-type
Exons: 1
Coding region: 1-3234 (1077 amino acids)
Biological process (GO): DNA topological change
Cellular component (GO): nucleus
Molecular function (GO): zinc ion binding; DNA topoisomerase type I (single strand cut, ATP-independent) activity; DNA binding
Source: RefSeq, a predicted model, not a curated record